UGCAUAAAAUUACUAUUGAGGACUUGCCAAGGGACCCAUCAGGUGGAUCCAAUGUUGUCUCCGCAAAACCCAAGCUGUUCAUGAUGCAUCCCCCCCAAGUAGCAAAUAGCCUUGGCAGAAUGAUGGUGAACAAAAUAAAAAGAGAAGCAAAGGUUCUGGAGGCCCUUGCAGAUGUCCCUGGGUCAGCCCGUAUGGACCUGCUGAGAAAGUUCUGGAGAUUGAUGAUGGAAAGUGAGAGGGAACCUCUGGCUGUGCUGGACGAUGCACUGUAUGAGUACAGGCAUGGAAAACGUCAGCGUCCACAGUCUGAAGCUGUUGCCUCCUUCUUGGAUGUCCUGGAUGUUUCCAAAGCUUCCAGUGAUUCGACAAAAGCUGUUCAUGUGCUGGUCUGUGCAUUACAUGAGUUACCAGACAAUACUGCAGCUCUUCUGGCUAAAAGUGGUUCUGAAACCCUGAACUGCAUCCUUCAGAUGGUUGACGGUGUGCAGGAUGGUCAGGCCAGACUUCCAGAGUCUCCACCGCUGCCCCUGCAGGAGGAAGGGGAGCUCCACUGGGUGGCCAAGUUCCUCAUUGCAGCCAAUGAUCUGGAGCAUCUGAAGAAGAAAUGGGGUGAUAUGGAGAUCAGUCCAGAGGGCUUGGUGGAGCUGCUCUACACCAGUGUGGACGGACUGAGCAGGAUGCAGGCUGGAGUCAGCUCAUAAAGCAUCUCCUGUUUUAUCCCUGACGUUACAAACAACUCUGUGCAUCAACGUUCAUUAGAAUCACCUCAGUGUGAGACAUGAACAUGUCAUAAACAGUAGAAUUACAGCAUAUUUCCUUAACAAAGAAAUUUAUACACAGUAAAAUAAUCCUGCAAUUUCUGUCCUUCUAUGAUCAGCCUCAUAAUUCAGUGAUUCAGCAACAGUUCAAAUGUAGUAAUUUCCAUCACUAAACUAAAUUCCAGCGUUCCAAUCAACAUUUAACCGGGCCGCCAUAACCAUCCCAUCAUACAUUUUAGGCCAUAAAUAACAACACCAGUGGUUCUGCUAUUUAUGUGGAAUCAUUCAACAUAAAUCAUGAUACAUGAGCCCGGUGUAACAGUUAUGCUGUAUUAACAUUAUUUGCCUCAUAUUGUCUGUAAGAUGUUUAUUCUACUUGGAAUAGUAAUAAAUAAAAAAAUAAAAAAAACACUGGACAGAUGUGAUUGAUCAACUAGUGGUAGCAGCUGGAAAACGCACAUGGGUCUAAAGGGCAGGUGGCUGCGUCGAUGCCUGUUUAAAAAUACAAUCAAUGUCACAAAACCGUUUCUUAAAUGUUAGAAAUCCAGUUUAUU
Fundulus heteroclitus (mummichog) is the source of this 1312-nucleotide messenger RNA. RefSeq lists its product as uncharacterized. The transcript is spliced from 7 exons. Lineage: Eukaryota; Metazoa; Chordata; Actinopteri; Cyprinodontiformes; Fundulidae. The record is from RefSeq and is a predicted model, not a curated record. Bases 81 to 701 code for a protein of 206 amino acids.